CAGUUAAAACUUUCAGCAUUCCUCAUUAAUAACAUCAGUAGUUCUUAUUGCAACAAUGCUGACAUACAUACUUGAAUCAUAUCAUAGCUGCGCAUGCGCUUUAAAUCGUGGAAAGCGCAAAUAAGCGGCCACUUCCGUAAACAAAUCGAACAUUAUUUUUAGGUUAUGUUGAAGUAAUUGGUUUCAAAGAAAUCAUGGAUUCUUGUUGUCUUGGCGACACUGUAAAUAAACACAAAAUAUAUGUUAUUAAAGGAAAUUUAAGAAAAAUAUUAAAGGAAAUUAUUAUUAUAUAACGUGAUAAUGAAUCGGCCAAUGGAUGUGUUGUUGAGAGAACUUGGAUGGACUGAUGGAUUUCACAUACCGGUUGCCAAUGAAGACAAUCGUCUUUUGGAAAAAGAGGUUGAGGACCUCCUUCAUAAAAAAGCUGAUUUAAUUGUUAAUUUAGAAGUCAUCACAGAUUCCUUAUCUGGUUUACAAGAAGAACAUGACAACUACAAAAAUGAAGAAAAUCAAAAUCAGAAAAUGUUGUACCAAAGACAAGGCCAAUUGGAAAAUCACAGGAACAAAUUGCAGAUCACUCAAAUGGAACAGAAUCGAAAUACUCAUGACAUAUCAGCCAUGGACAAAGAAGUUGAAAAGUUGAAAGGAAUGCAGUCUGAUUUACAGACGGAAAUCGAUAAAAUGAUGUUCAAACUGAAUAAAGUGAAAGCAAAGGUGGAAUGGGGUGAGGACGCGUUAAAUAUGUGGAACGAAUUCAUGGCCAGAAGUCACGAUGAGUCAUCUCUCGUAGAAAGGAUUUUUCGAGAUGAUGAAUCUGAAUUCAAGAAUCUGGAACUAACCAGACAAAAGCUGAGAGGCGAUGUUCUUGAGAGAAAAGAACUUCUUGAAGGCAUUAUGACCAGAUACAUACAAUAUGAAUUACAACUUCAGCAUCUGGGGAAAGUGUAUAGAGCCACUUACAAACGACAUCUCAGCCUACUGAAGCUCUGGAAUAACACAGUUGGAUUAUUGAGAGGUAGAGACCGUGUCAUUAAAAAACUCCAUCAUAAAAUCAGAGACUUGCGUUUGGGCGCGGCUGAAAAAUGCAAAUCACUGCAAGAAAAGCAGAAAUUUUUCGAGCAACAGAAACGCAACAACGCAGAGAUGGAGGUGACAAUGAAAGAUGUCGUCAAGCAACGCGACGACAUGAAGGCAGCUCUAUUGAGCAAAAUGGACGCCAACGAAGAACUUUACUCUGAAUUGAAGAUAGUGCAGAACGUGAUCGCUGAUUUGGGUUCGCGGCUCAUACAGAAGCGUGGCGAAUCAUCUCUAAACUCGCACAAAAUUGAAGAAUGCGAAAACGAAAUUGACGAAAUCAAUAAUCAAAUUAUGAUUUUGAAAUCUCAACAUGAUCUGCUCAAAAACGAGGUUCUGACACAGGCUGGUCGUGUCACUAAACUGGAGGAAAUAUACGAAGUGUCGGAAAAAGAUUUGAAGAAAAUGGAUUUUGAAUACGAAAAACUGAUCGAUCGUCACCUGGCCCAGCAAAUCCAAAUGGAGAAGGCCAAAGAACUGGAUCGUCUCAGGUCACUCGACAUCAAGGCUCACCGACUGUCAAGUGACGCCACUUCCAAGCAAUCUGCUGACAUCAGCAAAGAACUACUGCGCCAGCUUGAAAUCUACCAUAGUUCACAAUUCGAACUGAAAUCGCUGAUUGCAAAGAUCUGUCACCUGGAAGGCGAUCACAGUAGUGAGGAGAGAGAACUUCAUAACAGGAGAAUCAAAGAGUUGGAAAAAGAGCUGCUGGAACGCAAGGAGGCCUGCACUCUGGUUGAAGAACAAGUCAAACAUGCUGAGCAAGACUCGUCGAAACUAGCGCUGGAGCUGCAGAAAGGCGACGUGGAGCUGCAGAGUUUGUCGGACAAGAAGAACGAGCGCGUGCGGCUGGCCGAGGGAUUGCAGAAGACGCUGAGUCAGCGCAGUCGAGCCAAUCAGCAGCUGCAGGCUGAGCUGGUUCUGUUGCAGCUGAGGAUGAGUCAGGCGGCCGGCAUGCUCAAGCGAGAGGGAGGUGCUGUUUUCUCCCUCGAGAAACAGAGGAUUGAGAUCGAAACUGCAAUGCAAGAAAAGAAAAUCGCAAUAAAUGCCCAGAAAGAUGUUCUCUACCAACAAAAGCGAGCCAUACUCGAGGAAAAGUCUGAUGUGAAGCAUAUUAUCGAUCAUCUCACCAAUCGUCUUGUACUUCUGCAAAAACGGUACGAAAUAGCUUUGGAUAUGCUUGGAAAAACAGAGGAUGGGGAACAGGCCAAUAUUACUCAUUUCAAAAUUAAGCUAGCUCAAGAAAGAACAGAACUACAAGAAAAGGGAGAUGUACUGGAUGCUAAGAUUGGAUCAACGGAAAAGGAGAUUCUGGCUAUGGAGAACACACUCAAGUUAAUGAAUUCAACUAACUACUCUUAUAAGCAAAACCUGGACUCCAUCGAUGCUAAUAGUCCUGAAAUGGCUGAUAAACAGAAGUUGGAGAACGAAUUCUAUACGAUAAACAGCGAAUUGAGAAAAAAGAAACAGACUUUGGAUAAUGUAAACUCUACGAUUAAGCAACUGGAGAUGCAGCUGGGGGAGGCAGAGGAGGCGGACGAAGGGGUGCAGAGCGAGUGGAGAGGGAAGGACAGGGAGGUGCGCGAUCUGGACAGGGAGUUGGGGGAGCAGACCGCCAAACUGCAGCGCGCUGAGAAGCAGCUGAAGAGGGUGGUCAGGCAGGUCCAACUCAUCAGCCAACCCAAAGUGCCUGUCGUUAUCGCUGAGAGAGACAUAGAGACGAGAGAAAUGCAAGAUAUCAACAAUGCUGCCCUACAGCAAUUGUCCGAUCUCUGUAUUCGGUACAUUGAGACUGUACCUGUGGUUAAUAGAUACUUGACUGAGAAAGAUCUCGCCUUACCAGUGGUUAGAUCAUCCAUGACUGCGAGCAUAUCUUCAUUAACUAUAUCCAGAAGUGGUUCAGAUGCAGCUAGCACAUCCAGAUCGAAGAUGACAUCUUUCGGAAGUGAAAUGAGUCUAACACCUUCUGUCAUCAACUUGGAUCCGUUCGGUAAAUCGGAUACUCAAACUGCAGGACGUAAAAGCAGUCAGACAAAAAAGAGUGUUUUGAAACAGAGGCCUUCAAAAUGAAAUAGAUUUUUAAUAUCAGGUACUCAAAAAAUCAAUUUUUGGAGACUGAUCAUCCUUAUUCACCGACCUUCCCUCAUUCAUCAUCAUCAUCACUUUGAUUCCAUCCUAAUCCAGAAACAAUCAUGGCUGGAAAAUGGUGGAAUCGUUCCUGGUCAUUUAUUUAAAUUUUGAAUGUUUUAUACUGGAAAGAUUAAAAUAAAUAAUAAAGAGAAGUUCAUUAUUUGUAUGUUUUCACCAAAACUAAAAGUCAAUUAUAUCAGUUCAUAUAAUUAUAUUAUAUUAGUCAGUUAUAGAACCUCUAGGACCCUGUUGCAUGAUAAAAUACAAUCUAAUAGUAUAAUACUUCCCUAUUCUAAUAAUCAGCUACAAUAAUCAAUAAUUACAUUCUUAAUAGUUGUAGUACUUACCUAUUUUAAUUUAUUAAUAGAUUUUUAUCAUUUUACUACGUUGAAAGCAUCACACAUUAUCUUAUCAUUAAAAUUAUACUAUCAGUUAUUCAUUUUCUAUUGUAAGUUUACUGUAAUAAAAAUCUGGUAAUGUAUGUGUUCAUAAUGAUGUAUUGGGUCCAAUGCUCUUAU
Nilaparvata lugens (brown planthopper) is the source of this 3722-nucleotide messenger RNA. It is a transcript of the gene Ccdc39, whose product is annotated as coiled-coil domain-containing protein 39-like. The transcript is spliced from 20 exons. Gene Ontology annotation, cellular component: axoneme. The record is from RefSeq and is a predicted model, not a curated record. Bases 301 to 3144 code for a protein of 947 amino acids. Gene Ontology annotation, biological process: cilium movement; inner dynein arm assembly; cilium-dependent cell motility. NCBI's taxonomy places the organism in Eukaryota, Metazoa, Arthropoda, Insecta, Hemiptera, Delphacidae.